This is a messenger RNA of Drosophila gunungcola (fruit fly), 2325 nucleotides long. It is a transcript of the gene NaPi-T, whose product is annotated as sialin. Gene Ontology annotation, biological process: phosphate ion transmembrane transport; monoatomic anion transport. Gene Ontology annotation, cellular component: plasma membrane. NCBI's taxonomy places the organism in Eukaryota, Metazoa, Arthropoda, Insecta, Diptera, Drosophilidae. The transcript is spliced from 7 exons. The record is from RefSeq and is a predicted model, not a curated record. The coding region runs from base 491 to 2071 and encodes 526 amino acids.
AUUUUUGCCAGACAAAUGAACCCUUCUGCUUCUGCUUCACAAUAGUAUGUUUGUUUGGACUUUGCGAAGCUGUAAAUCCGGCUAGCGGCCUGCUGUUAAAAUGUCUCCUCGAAUAUCUAGUCUCCAGCGCUCGUAACGCGAUAGCCAAACCCACUGGGUGCACGCCAUGCCAUAAAGAUAGUCCAACAGCUGACUGAUCCGAUCUGCCUAAGUGCGAGUCGGGGAAGUCGUCGUAGUCCGUCGCAUGCAGGGCAGAUUCAUGAGCGAUCACGAGCCGAGCUGCAGCAUAAUCCGCCAGAUCGGCGGCGCUUAUCAGUAGCGUGCGGCGGGGAUAAAGCGAUACAGAUACGGGCGGACUCUACGUCUGUCAUUCUAUUCCGGCAGCGGUCCGGUGCGGUUGAUCGUCGGAGAUCGAAUCGGAAGGAUUGCAGUUGCUGCGAAAGCAGAGUCCAAAUUUAAGGGAGGACCAUCGCCAGCCAAUCCAUUCGCCAUGGCUCAAGUCGAGGCGCGUACUGUGCUCUGGUACAUGACAUUCAUGGGCUUCAUCGUCAACUACAUGAUCCGGAUCAAUCUGAACAUCACCAUUGUGGACAUGAUUGUCGGCAAGGGUGCGAUUUCCUCAAAUUUAACCGAAAAUAGUACACUCGAAAACUCGACAAAAUUGAAUGAACGAUUUUCGCUGGAGCGUUGGUUUUUGGACUGGGCGAGUAUCCCAUACGAUAGGGAUGGAUUUAACUGGAACGAGAAGCAGCAGGGCGCUCUGUUGGGAUCCUUUUUUUGGGCCCACUGGACCCUGCAGAUUCCCGGCGGUAUCUUGGCGACCAAAUAUGGCACCAAAUUGGUCUUUGGUUGGUCCAACGGCAUCGGUGUGUUCUGCUGUUUCCUCAUACCGAUCGUCUCGUAUUGGAGCUACACUGGCUUGAUUGUCCUUCGAGUGUUCCAGGGCUGGAUUACUGGCUUGGCCUGGCCAUCGAUGCACGUGCUCACCGCCAAGUGGAUUCCGCCCAACGAGCGCAGCAAGUUUGUCAGUGCCUAUUUGGGUAGCUCCGUGGGCGUGGCCCUGUUCUAUCCGAUCUUCGGCUACAUCAUCGACUGGACCAGAUGGGAGUGGGUUUACUAUAUCUGCGGCAUCGUGGGAACCCUGUGGUUCAUCGCCUGGCAGUUUCUCGUCUUCGACACUCCCGCCCAGCAUCCCCGCAUCGCCGAUUCGGAAAGGAAGUAUAUCGAAAAGUCCUUGGGAGCCUCGGUUCAAAGUGCCAAGGGACCCACGCCCUGGAAGGCGAUAGCCACCUCGCGUCCGGUUUGGCUGAAUGUGGUUGCCCAAUGGGGCGGCAUCUGGGGCCUGUUUACACUGAUGACCCAUGCGCCCACCUACUUCAGCAAGAUCCAUCACUGGAACAUCCGAGCGACGGGCUUCUUGUCGGGAUUGCCCCAUCUCAUGCGGAUGAUCUUCGCCUAUGUCUUCUCCACUUUUGCCGAUUAUCUUCUACGGACGGAUCGCCUGAGUCGCACCAAUGUGCGCAAGUUGGCCACCUUUAUCUGUUGUGGCGUUAAGGGUUUCUUGAUCUUGGCGCUAGCCUACUUUGGUUACAAUGCCACGGCAGCUAUAGUGCUGGUUACAGUGGCCACCAUGUUCCAUGGCGCAGUGUCCUCCGGUCCAUUGGCUUCCAUGGUGGAUCUGUCGCCCAACUAUGCCGGCAUUGUCCUGGGAGUGAGUGGAAUGAUUGGUGGAAUGCCGGGCUUCAUAUCGCCCCUGAUCGUGGGUCAGCUCACCUACCAAAAUCAAACAAUUGAGGCCUGGAAGAAUGUUUUCCUGCUCAGCUCGUUCAUGUUGACCGGCAGUGGCAUUCUGUAUGUGCUUUUCUCGGAAUCCACAUUGCAGCCAUGGAAUAGUGGAUGCCAUCAAUUGCCCGAAUCCGGGCUCAAGGAACUCCAGAACCUGGGGAGCAACAAGGAAGAUGAGGAGGAGGAGAAGAAGCCGCUGAAGGCCGACCAGGAUGAUCAGUACACGGAAACACAUAGUGUGGCUGAAAGGGAGACUAAAUCGAAAUCCGACGGCGAUGAGAAGUGACUUGGGGCUGCGUCACUCCAUUUUAUUGGCAUAAUACCGUGUUGGUUAUGGCACCUAGCCGAACAACGUCUGAUAACGCUUAUCGCCAUUUUGUGUAAAUAAUUACCCUUGGAUUCGGCGAGUUUAGCAUCUCCAACCUCCAGGUUUAAGCAAGUUGUUUACUAUAACAUAGGAUUAGGUCUCUUUUUUUCCUGAGAUUCUGUUUGUCCAGUGUGUGCUUUUAGUCAAAUACAAUAACAAAUUCAAAUGAUUUA